AUCUUCUCUCUCUUCUCCGCAGACUUUCUUAUCAAGCUUUUUCUCUCAGCAGAAACCCUAGAAAUUCGUGAAGUCCUUCGUCGUCUCUGACUCUUUUGUUUCUCGAUCUGUGCUUUUUCAAUCUGUUUUUUCAGUUUCUUUGUUCGGGUUUGUGUGUUUUUGGAAGAUAAAUUUGUGCUUUUAUUGUUUCUGGAUUCGAAAUCCGAGUUCGGUUUGGUGGGAAAAAUGUCCUCUCUUAGCAGAGAACUGGUUUUUCUCAUACUCCAAUUUCUUGAAGAGGAGAAAUUUAAAGAGUCUGUUCACAGGCUUGAACAAGAAUCAGGGUUUUUUUUCAACAUGAAAUACUUUGAGGAGAAAGUACAAGCUGGUGAAUGGGAUGAAGUUGAGAAAUACUUAUCAGGAUUUACUAAAGUUGACGAUAACAGAUACUCCAUGAAGAUAUUCUUUGAAAUCAGGAAGCAGAAGUAUCUCGAAGCUCUUGACCGGCAAGACAAGGCGAAGGGUGUUGAGAUACUAGUGACUGAUUUGAAAGUCUUCUCCACCUUUAAUGAAGAUUUAUAUAAAGAAAUUACUCAGCUAUUAACACUUGGCAAUUUCAGGGAAAAUGAGCAGCUCUCCAAGUAUGGUGACACCAAAACAGCUCGUAGCAUAAUGCUGAUAGAGCUUAAAAAGUUAAUAGAAGCAAAUCCACUUUUUCGUGAAAAGCUUGUUUUUCCUACUUUAAAGUCAUCAAGAUUGCGGACUCUAAUCAAUCAAAGUUUGAACUGGCAGCACCAGUUGUGCAAGAAUCCAAGACCAAAUCCGGAUAUUAAAACCUUAUUCACAGACCAUAGUUGCACACCUCCAAAUGGGGCCCUUGCACCUACUCCUGUCAAUCUUCCACCUGCUGCAGUUGCGAAGCCUACUGCUUAUCCAUCACUUGGAGCUCACGGUCCUUUUCCACCCGCUGCAGCAGCUGCUAAUGCUAAUGCUCUAGCAGGUUGGAUGGCAAACGCUGCUGCUUCCUCAUCCGUUCAAGCAGCUGUUGUAACUGCAUCAUCUUUACCUGUUCCACAGAAUCAAGUGUCGAUCUUGAAGCGUCCAAUAACGCCUCCAACAACAUUUGAUUUUCAUAGUACUGAACAUGAACAAUUCAUGAAACGUUUGCGGUCUGGACAGUCUGCUGAGGAGGUUACAUAUCCAACAGCUCGUCAACCUUCUUGGUCCCUGGAUGACUUGCCAAGAACAGUAGCUUUUACCAUGCAUCAAGGAUCCACUGUCACAAGCAUGGAUUUUCACCCUUCACACCACACAUUGCUUCUUGUUGGUUCUAGUAGUGGCGAAAUAACACUCUGGGAGGUUGCGAUGCGAGAGAAGUUGCUUUCUAAGCCAUUCAAGAUAUGGGAUAUGACGCCUUUUUCAUUGGCAUUUCAGGAAUCCAUUGUCAAAGAUGCACCAAUAUCUGUAAGCCGUGUUACAUGGAGUCCAGAUGGAAAUUAUAUGGGGGCUGCGUUUGCUAAGCAAGUGAUUCAUAUAUAUGCAUAUCCUGGAUCAAAUGAUUUACGCCAGCAUUUAGAGAUUGAUGCCCAUGGUGGUAGAGUGAAUGACUUGGCUUUUGCUUAUCCAAACAAACAUCUGUGUGUAGUAACCUGCGGAGAUGAUAAGCUAAUAAAAGUGUGGGAUUUAGCAGGACGAAAGCUUUUUAAUUUUGAAGGGCAUGAGGCACCUGUAUUCUCUGUAUGUCCUCAUCAGAAAGAGAGUAUCCAGUUUAUAUUCUCAACCGCUAUUGAUGGGAAAAUUAAGGCCUGGCUAUAUGACAAUAUGGGAUCUAGAGUUGACUAUGAUGCUCCUGGGCACUGGUGUACUACUAUGCUUUACAGUGCCGAUGGAAGUAGAUUGUUUUCAUGUGGAACAAGUAAAGAAGGGGACUCUUUCCUGGUUGAAUGGAACGAAAGUGAAGGAGCGAUAAAGAGGACAUAUUCUGGGUUUAGAAAGAAAUCACAUGGUGUGGUGCAGUUUGAUUCAACUCAAAAUCACUUUCUGGCUGUGGGUGAAGAUAGUCAGAUAAAGUUUUGGGAUAUGGACACUACUAACAUUCUCACGAGCACGGAGGCAGAGGGUGGACUCCCAAGUCUUCCUCGCUUGAGGUUCAAUAAGGAAGGAAAUCUUCUAGCUGUAUCUACAGCAGACAAUGGAAUCAAGAUACUUGCAACUGCUGCUGGCCUUAGAUCAUUAAGAGCAGUUGAAGCCUCGUCUUUUGAAGCAUUAAGAGCGUCUGGGGAACCUGCUGCCAUCAAGGUCUCCGGCUCUUCUGGUGUUGCAAAUGUUGGUCCAGUCAAUUGUAAAGUGGAAAGAAGCUCUCCUGUCAGGCCUUCUUUACUUAAUGGAGUUGAUCCUUUGGCUAGAAGCAUGGAAAAACCAAGAACUUUGGAUGAUGUAACUGAUAAAACCAAACCCUGGCAGUUGGCCGAAAUUAUGGAUCCUGUUCAGUGCCGGCUAGUUACAAUGCCGGACAGCACAGAUGCUGCCAACAAGGUUGCCCGGCUUCUUUAUACGAAUUCUGGUGUCGGAAUUUUGGCACUUGGGUCAAAUGGUAUUCAGAAAUUGUGGAAGUGGGUCCGCAAUGAACAUAAUCCAACCGGAAAGGCCACUGCCAAUGCUGUUCCACAGCACUGGCAACCAAACAGUGGUCUUCUUAUGUCUAAUGAUGUGUCAGGUGUAAACCUUGAGGAAGCAGUGCCAUGCAUCGCACUUUCAAAGAAUGACUCUUAUGUGAUGUCAGCCUCUGGUGGAAAGGUUUCAUUGUUCAACAUGAUGACAUUCAAGGUAAUGACAACUUUCAUGCCACCUCCACCUGCUUCAACCUUCCUAGCAUUUCAUCCUCAAGAUAAUAAUAUCAUAGCCAUUGGAAUGGAGGAUUCGACUAUCCACAUCUACAAUGUUAGGGUAGAUGAGGUAAAAUCAAAACUGAAAGGUCACCAAAAGCGCAUAACUGGCUUAGCUUUCUCAACCAAUCUUAACAUACUGGUUUCAUCAGGUGCUGAUGCUCAUCUUUGUGUUUGGAGCAUUGAUUCGUGGGAGAAAAGGAAAUCAGUUCCAAUACAACUUCCUGCUGGUAAGGCACCUAUUGGUGACACUCGAGUACAAUUCCACUCUGAUCAAAUCCACUUGCUGGUAUCCCAUGAAACUCAGUUAGCAAUAUACGAUGCCUCCAAGAUGGAUCGCGUCCGUCAGUGGGUCCCACAAGAUGCCCUCGCCGCGCCUAUUUCUUAUGCGGCGUAUUCCUGCAACAGUCAACUAGUUUAUGCUUCCUUUUGCGACGGUAAUAUUGGGGUCUUUGAUGCGGAUAGCCUGAGACUAAGAUGCCGCAUUGGUCCAUCUACAUACUUGCCCCAGGCAGUUGUGAGUGGAAGCCAAGCCAUAUACCCGUUUGUUGUUGCGUCGCAUCCACAGGAGCCGAACCAAUUUGCUGUUGGAUUGACGGAUGGGACCGUUAAGGUGAUGGAACCCUUGGAAUCAGAGGGUAAAUGGGGAGCAAGUCCACCCGUCGAUAAUGGAAUGCUAAGUAGGGCGGGCUCAUCAUCUAACACAAGCAACCAUGUGCCUGAGCAGGUUCAACGAUGAAUGUUUCUUGUAUUGCACCGUCACCAUUCUCACAUGUAAUUUAUCGUUGUAGGUUUUAGGUUUUUAUUUUCCUUUCCGUCCCUUAUCAAAGGUAAGGUUUGACAUGAUAUUUAGAGAGAUCCAGUAUUUUAUGUUUAUUUGUUAUAGUCAAUUAACAUUAAUAUCCUUUUCCCA
Cornus florida is the source of this 3777-nucleotide messenger RNA. Its product is annotated as topless-related protein 3-like. Gene Ontology annotation, biological process: regulation of DNA-templated transcription. NCBI's taxonomy places the organism in Eukaryota, Viridiplantae, Streptophyta, Magnoliopsida, Cornales, Cornaceae. Gene Ontology annotation, molecular function: protein binding. Bases 226 to 3603 code for a protein of 1125 amino acids. The transcript is spliced from 25 exons. The record is from RefSeq and is a predicted model, not a curated record.